CUUUGGUGUCAUAGCCAAGAAAUCGUUGCCAAAUUCAAGGUCAUGACUUGGCAUUUUUUUUGUUGUUCUGAAGCUUCAACCUCCUGACCAUUUUCUUGGUUGUUUCUUUCCCUCUUUCUGUAAAGUUAUUAUACCAACAGAUCAAUAACAUAUUUAGACUUAGUAAAUCUUUAUUCAUUCCUCACACAGGGAGCCCGUUCCAGGUAGAGGAGGGCGGAAGCGACAGCAGGUUGGGAAUGGGGCUCGCGGCCCAGCGGGCUGGAGCGAAGGCGCACAAAGGGGUUGGCGGGUGGGGAGUCUGGAGUGCGGACGGGCUGCACUAAGCCGUGCUGAACCUCAUCUGCUCUGGCGAGUGGGGGUAUCGAAGAGACAGUGGUCGCACAGCCAUGGGACCAAGUUGCAGAGCUGUGACCUACUGCUGUCUUGAAUUAGGCACUUAACCUUUCUGAGCCUCAGUUUCCCCAUUUUAUUUACUUGACAAACACUUCUGUGGCACCAGACACGAGUCUAAGUAUAGUAUUAACAGUGGUACAAAAAUGAACACAAUGAUUUCUCCCACAACCCAGGAGGUGGGUACUCUGAGCAGGGCAUCCGGGGAAGCUGAUGCCCAGAGAGGUCAGGUGACAUGUCAAGGUCACAGGGCCGGGAAGUCGCAGAGCUGGGUGUCCAGUUCCAGAGUUCGUGCUCCUAACCUUACGUCAGGUGCCUCUUCGAAAUGGGGAGAAGUAUCAUUCCUACCUCAAAAAGUUACUGAGAAGGCCAAAUGAGAUGAUGUAUGUAAGAGUUCAUUGUAUGUUGCAUGGUGUUUUGCAAAUACUGACUAUUAUUAGUUAAUAAUAAUUAAGCCUCACCCUGGAGAUGGAUAAGGUUCUCAAGGGUGUAGGGAGAAAGGAACGGAUCGAGGCCUGAGCCGUGGGCGAUGUCUGUGCCGAGGGGCGAGAGCUCGGGUCUGGGGCAUCUGACAGCCGCACUGUAGGCACCCGUGCGGUGCGGCCCCUGGCAGGAAGGAGAAGCCCAGGUGACCGCAGGCAGAGCUGAGGGCUCAGUCCUGCUGUGAAGAGGGAUGCCCUGUGCUGACGGCAGGGAGGUGGGGUCCCAGUGUCGGCGCAGACCCCAGGACGUCCCAGCAUCAGUCCGGACCCUCUUCAGCCGCCAGCGAUGGAAACCAAGGCACGUCAGCCUACAUGACGGGAACGCCCGGCUCGUGCGUGGAGCUGAGGAGGAGGAGGUCCCGGAUCGCAGGUCACCCCAGCAGCACUGUGACUGGCUGUCCAGCAUGCUCUGCCCAGCCCACGCCGAGGCACACUGACCAUGAGCCUCAACUCCUCCCUCGAACCCAGGAAGGAGCUGAGCGACCUCACGGAGGAGUGGGGAGGGCCAGGCGGCAGCGGCGUCACUGAGUCCGUCGCCAUCAUCGUCAUCGCCGCCUUUGUCUGCCUGGGCAACCUGCUCGUCGUGGUCACCUUGUACAGGAAGUCCUACCUCCUCACGCUCAGCAACAAGUUCGUCUUCAGCCUGACGCUGUCCAACUUCCUGCUGUCCGUGCUGGUGCUGCCUUUCGUGGCGACCAGCUCCGUGCGCAGGGAGUGGGUCUUCGGUGUGGUCUGGUGCAGCUUCUCUGGGCUCCUCUACCUGCUCAUCAGCUCGGCCAGCAUGCUCACCCUCGGGGUCAUCGCCGUCGACCGCUACUAUGCUGUGCUGUACCCCAUGGUGUACCCCAUGAAGAUCACGGGGAACAGAGCCGUGGUGGCACUUGUCUACAUCUGGCUCCACUCCCUCGUCGGCUGCCUGCCACCUCUGUUCGGCUGGUCAUCGGUGGAGUUUGAUGAGUUCAAGUGGAUGUGUGUGGCUGCGUGGCACCGGGAGCCCGGCUACACCGCCUUCUGGCAGGUCUGGUGCGCCCUGCUCCCCUUCCUGCUCAUGCUCGUGUGCUACGGCUUCAUCUUCCGCGUGGCCAGGCUCAAGGCCCGCAAAGUGCACUGUGGCACCGUGGUCGCUGCGGAGGAGGACGCCCAGCACGGCGGGAGGAAGAACUCCAGCGCCUCCACCUCGUCCUCGGGCAGUAGGAGGCAUGCCUUCCAGGGUGUGGUCUACUCGGCCAACCAGUGCAAAGCCCUCACCACCAUCCUGGUGGUCAUCGGCGCCUUCACGCUCACCUGGGGCCCCUACAUGGUCGUCAUCACCUCCGAGGCCCUCUGGGGGGAGAACUGUGUCUCCCCGGCCCUGGAGACCUGGGCCACGUGGCUGUCCUUCACCAGCGCCAUAUGCCACCCCCUGAUCUAUGGGCUCUGGAACAAGACGGUUCGCAAGGAGCUCCUGGGCAUGUGCUUCGGGGAUCGGUAUUACCGGGAGCCGUUUGUGCAACGGCAGAGGACUUCCCGGCUCCUCAGCAUUUCCAACAGGAUCACAGACCUGGGCCUGUCCCCACACCUCACGGCGCUCAUGGCCGGCAGGCAGCCUCUGGGGAACAGCAGCAGCACCGGGGACACGGGCUUCAGCUGCUCACAGGACUCAGGAACGGACAUGAUGAUGCUGGAAGAUUACACGUCGGAGGACAACCCUCCCUCCCACGGUACCUGCCCACACAAGAGGAGGAGCUCGGUGACAUUCGAGGAUGAAGUGGAACGUCUCAGAGAGGCUGCCAAGAACCCCGUUCUCCACGUGAAGGCUGAAGUGCACGAGUCCCUGGACAGCUACGCAGCCAGCUUGGCCAGAGUCAUAGAGGCUGAAGCCAAAGUCAGCCUGUUUGGGGAGGAGGCUUUACCUGGUGUCCUGAUGGCAGCGCAAACUGUCCCUGGGGCCAGCCUUGGGGGCCGCCGAGGCAGCAGGACACUUGCGAGCCGCCAGAGGCUGCAGAGCAUCGAGGAAGGGAACAUUUUAGCUGCAGACCAGAGAUGAGGGCCUGGGAGCGUGAGCAGGGGGCGUCCGGUGCACACAGAAUACAGGGUCUGUGGUCAGUGACUUCGGUGUCCUGAGACCACAUGGACUUCCCAUAGGUCCCAGUGGUGGGACAGAGGCAUCAAAAGCACAGUGAAGA
Manis javanica (Malayan pangolin) is the source of this 3037-nucleotide messenger RNA. RefSeq names its product G protein-coupled receptor 161 (gene GPR161). NCBI's taxonomy places the organism in Eukaryota, Metazoa, Chordata, Mammalia, Pholidota, Manidae. Gene Ontology annotation, biological process: G protein-coupled receptor signaling pathway. Gene Ontology annotation, molecular function: G protein-coupled receptor activity. The record is from RefSeq and is a predicted model, not a curated record. Gene Ontology annotation, cellular component: plasma membrane; recycling endosome.